Messenger RNA from Schistocerca gregaria, 2426 nucleotides. RefSeq lists its product as uncharacterized. Bases 5 to 2176 code for a protein of 723 amino acids. The transcript has 3 exons. NCBI's taxonomy places the organism in Eukaryota, Metazoa, Arthropoda, Insecta, Orthoptera, Acrididae. The record is from RefSeq and is a predicted model, not a curated record.
AAGGAUGAGAGAUCAAGAGAGAAAGAAGUGUCUUGUUUUGUUUUACUCGAGUGCAUUAUUGACGUUGAAUGCAUCGAAACCGUCUUUAGACGUAAUAUGCGAUUUUUUUGGCAAGUGUGGCAUAGAGGUUGUUAAGCUGGAAAAGGCUGAUUUGGUCGAGUAUUGGCGCAAAUUAGUUCGAAUAAACGCGGUGAGUUCGAGCGAAUCGGUUAGCGCUAAAAAAGAGCAUUCCGAAAACAAGCCCGUCUUCUAUCAAGACAUAAAACAAGAACAUGUCAUAGAAUUGGUAGACGAGGUUAUUGAUUACCUUGCACUGUAUCCGGAAUUGCUUGGAAGUUUGGUGAUUUUGGAGAUUACAAAUUAUCGAUCUCUUGUAAUACCCACUGUAUCUGAAUACAGAUUCGUACCGCUUUCUCCGUUGUUUGAGCCGUUUAUGAUUAUGCCGAGUGGAGUUGUUCUGUCUAGUUCUGUUUCGUCGGCCGGUCAUCAGGUGGAUAGAGAAGCUGAGCAUCAUCAUUGGCAUUAUCUUCUCAACCGCGCGCUUAAGCUCCCUGUGGCGCUGCAGCUGCCAGAUGAGUGCGACGUGGCGUCUGCGGACAUAGCCUUCAUGAAUUCCUCGACCUGUUUUGUAGGGUCCGGGAAUUGGACGAGCGAAGAAUCAAUCAGAUGCAUGUUGGAUGCGAAGGUUUUUGGUACGAACCGCGUUGUCUUGGUUCGAAACUUGUUUGACCUCAACUUGGACAUGCGCCCCUUCUUGGAUUCGGUUCUCUUCGUCGUAGACGAGAAUGUGGUCGCCGUGAAUGCCUCGAUCGUCGAUUCGUCGAACCCGAGUUUUACUCGGCUCGUCCAGGAAUACGUGAUGGGAGAUUCUGGCUACGAGUUGAUGGUCAACAACAUGGAGCUCGUUAGGUAUCUGAAGUAUCGUAAGAUCGAGGUGAUUUCGGUUCCUGAAACGUUAUUUUUCAGAAGUUUGGCGCUGUUGAGAAUAGCGCCCAGGACCUUCUUGAUCGCCGAGAACCAGCAGGAAUUGGCUUCGUAUUACAAAGAAAAAUGUCCGAAUAUUGCUUAUAGCAUAUGGUCUUACGAGGCUUGUUUUUUGCAAAAUUUGGCGCAUUCUGUCAUAUUCGAAUCGCCAAUUUGGAAAGUGGAUGAUCCCGUUGUCAUGGAAGAUGCGUCCUCUUUGGAGGAGGAGGAGCUGUCGAGGGUCUGUUACCCCAUAUGUCCUCGAGUAACGGACGACGAGAGUUGCAGACGUCGCCAGACAACCAACCGAAUUUUAAUGGUGGCGCCAAUUGGAUUCUGUUCUAAUCAGCAAACGCUGGUCGACAAUAACUUCGCAAGUCAGGAAUCCGAAUUAACCCCGGACGUGGUCGAACGUUUUGCUCUCUUAGAAUUUGGUGCCUUAUACCAGGCAUUAGUCAGGGCAGGAAUUCAAAUUCAAUUAGUUCGUAACGAGCGAUUUUUCCACGCACCCGAUUCCGUCUUUCCCAACAAUUGGUUUUCUACGCAUUCCGGCCGCGAAGCACCGCACGGAGUGUCUACUCUUGUCCUCUAUCCGAUGAAGGCCCCUUCUAGACGAGCAGAGCGCCGUCCACACAUAGUUCGCUUCCUUCAGAGCCUCUAUCCCAAAACGGUCGACUUGAGUUUCCACGAGCAAGAUGACAAGUAUCUGGAAGGCACGGGCGCUCUGGUCCUCGACCGAGUCAACAAGAUCGCCUAUAGCAGCCUCAGCAAGCGAUCUGACAAGGAACUUGUGCUCAAGUGGUGCAAGACAUUCGAAUAUGAACCGAUAGUCUUCUCAGCCACUGAAGACGAGGGCCGUCCAAUUUACCACACCAACACGAUAAUGUGGAUUGGCACUUGCGUGGCUGUUGUCUGCCUCGACAUGAUCAAGGAUCCCGGUGAACAAGAACUUGUUCGCAGCUCUUUGUCAGCACAUCGAGAACUGAUUGCUAUCGCACCACCUCAAGUUGCUGCUUACUGUGGAAACGUGUUGGAGUUGUCUGGCGAAUCCGGCCAGAAGAUCCUGGUUAUGUCCAAAAGCGCCUAUGACGGAUUCGGGGACACGAUUCGGCAGUUCGAAAACCGCUCGUACAGAAUCAUAGCUGCUGAAAUAGACAACAUACAAAAAUUUGGGGGCGGCGGCGCACGUUGUAUGAUCGCCGAACUGUUCUGACGAGAGAGUCUGUCUCGCUUCAGAGGAUAUCGCGCGCCGCGAGCUGCGCGCCUCGGGCUUACGGGGGGUGCCAGGAGCGGCCGCACAUCGCACGCGCUCUCUCGCAGACUUCAGGCGUGCCCGAGUGUCAGCUCUGUAACUAAUCGCGCAGGUCUUGGCGUCGCUUCUCCAAAAGAAACCGGAUCCUCUGCCGGCCCUCCGCGCACAAGAGGAGACGAACCGGUCUCGGCUGGAACGGCCCUUGAAGGGA